Messenger RNA from Chrysemys picta bellii (western painted turtle), 5160 nucleotides. The record is from RefSeq and is a predicted model, not a curated record. Lineage: Eukaryota; Metazoa; Chordata; Testudines; Emydidae.
ACAGUGCAUAAUGUCAUGCCCAGAAUUUUCAAUGCAUCUCUUUUCCCUCCCUCUCUUGCAGACAUUAACUCAGAGGGGAAGAAUGCCCCUUCAAGUUCCUACCCACUCGGCUCUGACGAACUCCCAAACAACACGACUGGCAAAGAGAAGGGAGAGCCCCCCCACACCACAGCUCACAACCUUCUUCAGUCAGGAGAAGACUUCUUCGAUUCUGGGACUGAGAAGAUGACUCCAUUGCCUCACAGAGAUGUUCUACAAGAGCCAGCUUCUGCCCCUGAAGCCCAUACAAAACAAACUUUCCCUUCCAAGAAGAAGCCACCUUCUCUAAAGCAAGUAAACACCACAAGGAAGCAUCUGAGACCCCAAACUACCCCAGCAAUGCUUCAGAGAGCUGCCUCUCAGCCAAACCUGUCACGCCCCAGGUCCUUCACCUCUGCUGAAGAGCCUCAUGCGCUGGGGAAUGGGAUUACUAUGGCUUCUGAAGCCAAGCAAGCAACCCCAGAGCUGCCAUUGUGGGGUGGCAGGAGAGGAGGCAGUGGCACAACCAGCCAGUCUCCACUGCAGAUUUCUCCUUUUACGUUACGACCUUCAAUCCGCCAGCCCACUUCCCAAAGCCCAGAGACAGUAAAGCAGCCUGGGCCUGACGCAGCUGCUGUAGAAGGCGAUACAAUCGGCCCCAGUGUUAACAAGACAAGCAGUGCAGAGAACGAGAUGAAUGGAUCUGCUUCCGAAGAAAGUCAAGAAACAACCACUUCCACCAUCAUCACGACCACAGUCAUCACCACCGAGCACACGCCAGUUAUCUGCAGCGUGAGCUUCUACGACCCAGAAGGCUACAUUGACUCGACGGACUAUCCCCCGCUUCCUGUGCCCAACUUCCUGGAGUGCACCUAUAACGUGACAGUCUACACGGGCUAUGGAGUUGAGCUCCAGGUGAAGAGUGUGAACCUGUCAGAGGGUGAGGUGCUCGCCAUUCGUGGAGUGGAUGAUGACAACUUGGUGAUCUUAGCCAAUCAGACACUUUUGGUGGAGGGUCAGGUGAUUCGCAGCCCAACCAACACUAUUUCCGUUUACUUCCGGACAUUCCAAGACGAUGUGGUUGGGACUUUUCAGCUUCAUUAUCAGGUGUUCAUGCUCAGCUGCAGCUUUCCCCGGAGGCCUGACUUUGGAGAUGUCACCGUCAUGGAUCUGCAUUCUGGUGGAGUCGCCCAUUUCCACUGUUACCUGGGAUACGAACUCCAAGGCCCCAAACUGCUCACAUGCAUCAAUGCAUCUAGACCUCACUGGAGCAGCCCAGAACCUGUCUGUUCAGCACCCUGCGGCGGCCUGGUGCAUAAUGCCACGAUUGGACGAGUUCUCUCGCCGAGCUACCCCGGGAACCACAGCAACAUGCACUGCGUGUGGACCAUCGACGCUCCCCAGGGCCAGAAGCUGCACCUGCACUUUGAGAGGCUUCUGCUGAGUGAGAAGGACAGAAUGGUGGUGUACAGCGGAGAGACGAACCACUCAGCCAUCCUCUACGAUUCCCUGCGGACAGAGAGCGUCCCCUUUGAAGGCGUGAUCAGCGAGGGCUCCGCUAUACGCAUUGACUUCCUGGCGGAUGAGGCGAGGGCCACCACAGCUUUCAACAUUCGAUUUGAAGCUUUCGAGCGAGGCCAUUGCUAUGAACCCUACAUUCAGAAUGGGAAUUUUACCACCUCCGAUCCUACCUACAACCUGGGAACGACGGUGGAGUUCACCUGUGACCCUGGCCAUUCCCUGGAGCAGGGACCUGCCAUAAUCGAGUGUAUCAACGUCAGGGACCCCUACUGGAAUGACACCGAGCCACUGUGCAGAGCAAUGUGUGGAGGGGAGCUCUCUGCCAUGGCAGGAGUCAUCCUGUCCCCCAACUGGCCAGAGCCCUAUGCUGAGGGAGAGGACUGCAUCUGGAGGGUACACGUUGGGGAGGAAAAGCGGCUUUUCCUGGACAUCCAGCUCCUGAACCUGAGCAACAGCGACAUCCUGACCAUUUACGACGGGGACGAGCUCACGGCCCGGAUCCUGGGGCAGUACGUUGGCAGCAGUGGCCCCCAGAAGCUCUACUCCUCCACCCCCGACCUCACCAUCCAGUUCCACUCUGACCCCGCGGGCCUCAUCUUCGGGAAGGGGCAGGGAUUUAUCAUGAACUACAUAGAGGUCUCAAGGAAUGACUCGUGUUCAGACCUGCCUGAAAUUCAGAACGGGUGGAAGACCACAUCACACACAGCGCUAGUGAGAGGGGCCAAGAUCACCUACCAGUGUGAUCCAGGAUAUGACAUCGUAGGAAGUGACACGCUCACCUGCCAAUGGGACCUCACCUGGAGCAGCGACCCUCCGUUUUGUGAAAAAAUUAUGUACUGCACAGACCCUGGGGAAGUGGACCACUCGACCCGUUUAAUUUCUGAUCCAGUGCUGCUGGUUGGAACCACCAUUCAAUACACGUGCAACCCAGGCUUUGUACUGGAAGGAAGUUCCCUUCUUACGUGUUACAGCCGCGAAACAGGAACUCCAAUCUGGACAUCAAGGCUACCCCACUGUGUCUCUGAAGAGUCCCUUGCCUGUGAUAAUCCAGGAUUACCUGAAAAUGGCUACCAAAUACUCUACAAACGCCUUUACUUGCCAGGCGAAUCCCUGACGUUCAUGUGUUAUGAAGGCUUUGAGCUAAUGGGCGAGGUUACUAUCAAAUGCAUUCUGGGCCAGCCGUCCCACUGGAGCGGACCCCUGCCCAUCUGCAAAGUGAAUCAAGACAGUUUUGAACACGCUUUAGAAGUAGCAGAAGCUGCCGCAGAGACGUCGCUCGAAGGGGGAAACAUGGCGCUAGCCAUAUUCAUCCCAGUGCUGAUCAUCUCACUACUGCUGGGGGGCGCAUACAUCUAUAUCACAAGAUGUCGGUACUACUCCAACUUGCGCUUGCCCCUCAUGUAUUCCCACCCAUACAGCCAGAUCACCGUAGAGACGGAGUUUGACAACCCAAUUUACGAGACAGGGGAAACAAGAGAAUAUGAAGUUUCAAUAUAAAGACAGUGAUACGAGAGUCUCCAAAUGUGAACUUAAUCCACUCCAAUAGAACUUCCUCCGUAACUAAUCCAGAGACCAUGUGGAGUUUAAUUGGAAUCCUGGACCUACUCUUGUCUGUCCUUUUGCCUCUUUAUUGAUGAUUUCACUGUUUUCUUCGCUGUAUUUAUUCUAUUUAACUUGAGAUAGAUGUGUUCAGAGUGUUCCCGGCAGGCUGUACUCCGCUCCCUGGGUGUACCAGACCUCUGAGGACCAGUGCAGAGCUACCAGCCCACACAUGAAGGUGGGGAGGUGCAGGGAUCAGCUGGCCCCAUCCCGCAGCAGCGACAGUCUCCAACUCUGCACUGGCCACACGCAAAGAGAUUUUACGUUUUUCGUGGUGUUAAAAAUUAAAAUGUCUCCAUGCAAGAUCCUGCAGUUAACUGCCAAGAGCUGGGUUAGACCCAGAGUAUUAUACAUAGAGAGUCUUUCUGAGCACUGUCCUAAGCCUAACUACUGCCCACACAUUUCCGGUUCUCCUAGAGUUUGAUCAGGCAUCUGGUGCUACGCUCUCUGAUUCAAAGAGCAGUGAGUAGAGGGAGCAGCCUCUCUCCUGGGGCCCAUCUCAGGAAAGUUACCAGGCAGGUACAGCGCGGUGCCCUCGGGUGUCUGGGGAGAAAGGGGAAGCAGAGACCAAACUAGCAAGUUACAUGCUACUUGCUUGGCCCAGUUUGUUUUUAAUCCUGGAGAGGCACAUACAAGAACAUGUGAGCUGCUGCAGAGAAGCCUUAACGUGUGCAACCAGCGAUUGCUGAGCAUAUCAACCCUGGUCUGAGAGACCUUGGCAGGCAUGGGUACAAUCUUCUCGGGCUGUGUUUCUGCUACACUGGGAACAGACAGGCUUGCUUGUCUUCUGCUCACCCCUGUUAUUGCUUUUUAAUAACAUUUACUGUGGCCAGUGCAAGGAAUAUGCAGUCUCUCUCAAAGUCGGAGUUCCCCUUUUGCCCACUUUAUUGUAAGUAUCUCAGGGUAAUAACGAUGGAAUACAGGAUCCUAUCACAUGCUCUGGUUAAUUUUGGAGCAUUCGCCCUUCAAGGUCACGGUGCCCUCAUGCAACUGGAAGAGUCCACUGUUCUUCUGGAAUAGCUGCUCUGGGAAGGGCAGGUGGGCUGGUUAGUUAGCCACAACUCUGCAUGGGAAGAGCCAGAGUCAGUCCUUCCUCCCAUCUUCCCGGAGCAUGCAAAGCCAGAGUGCACUUGAUCAGAUCUCAGCAGCACGGGAAGACUUUAUGGCAGCAACCAAACCACCACGUUCCUGUCGUUCCAAACCCAUCCCAGGGCGCUGCCACUACUCCGAGGCAGAAAACAGCGUCCAGUAAGAGCUGCACUGUCCAGCUUUGAGCUAACAGGAAAUCAACUAGAUUUGCACUCGGCUUGUGAGUCAGGCAUUGGGCAAACCCCACUUGGAGAAGAGAGAAUAGACUAGUGGGAUGAUGGUAGGGAAGAAAGUCAGGUAGCAAACCUUCCCUGACUUCACCACAGGAGCCCAAUCGCUGGAGGAACAUAGCAGGCAAAAUAGAGCCUUUAGUAGCCACUUCCAUCUUGAUCUAACCCUGUGACAACUGGAAUUCGAGCACCACAUUCAUAUUCUUUGGUUCUGGAGAAUAAUAUGUUCACAUUUAACAAAACAAAUGCUCAAAUGUUUUCUUUUCAUGGAAACAUAAAGAUUCACAAAAGGUUCCAAUGACUUAGUGACCAAUAUUUCUCUUCACAAAACUGGCGGUCACACAGGACCAUUCCUGCUAUCGUUGGAGGGACAGCGACAUUGUUGAUGUUUCUUUGGCUGCUGGUGUCUUUUUUCUGUCUGUGUAGAAUGGCAGUUCUAACCAUGACAACGUUGUCAAGUCCGUUUUAGUUUAGAGAAGGUUAGUGCAUCUCUGCAGUGGUAUGACUGAGACAUUCGAUUUUUUUUCCUUUGAAAAAAACAAAACUGAAUGUGUAUUUGUAAUUUGUAAAGGUUAAAAAAAAAGAAAAACAAAAACAAAAAAAGGUAGCCAGAAAUGUACCAGGUAUUUCGUUUCUGUUCAUAUAUGUCUGUUUUUAUAAGAACAAUGUGAAAAUUGUUGGGAUUAAAUAUUUUUGAACAUGA